Ilex paraguariensis (yerba mate) is the source of this 1063-nucleotide messenger RNA. Lineage: Eukaryota; Viridiplantae; Streptophyta; Magnoliopsida; Aquifoliales; Aquifoliaceae. The record is from the annotation of a GenBank genome assembly.
GCGUGAUGCUCUGAGUUUCUCACUCUGUCUACUUCUAAACAAUUUCAAAGUAGACCAAAGACAAUAUUUUCAAACUUACAAACUCUUCAAAUUAUUCCAAACUUUCAAACCUGCCUCAACCAAAAACAAAGAACCCAAAAGCUUUGAGAGAGAGAAUCAAAACUCAGGCAUGAAGAAGCUCUACAGCAAAAGUAGAAUACACCCAUCAUCACAGCCGGCCAUCGCCGAUCAUCUCUCUCUCCUUCCGGCAACGAUUCUGACUCUCACGGUGGCUCUAUCGCCUGAAGACAAACAAGUCUUGGCCUACCUCAUCUCAUGCUGUAGCAACAACUCCAAAAACUUUUCCGGCCACCGCAAGACUACCCAAAAGAGCGGCCGUGGCGGUGGCGGUGGCGGAGGUGGUGGUGGAGGAAGUGGCGGAGACCACCCUCCUCAAUUUGACUGCAACUGUUUUAGGUGUUAUAUGAGUUAUUGGGUACGUUGGGACAAUUCACCUGAUCGUCAACUGAUACAUGAAAUCAUAGACGCUUACGAAGAGGGGUUGUAUCAGAAUCAGAAGAAGACUGUGAAGAACAAGAAACAGAGAAGAAAGAGAGUGUGUAACUUAUCGGAUGAUCAUGAAACCCUUGACUCAUCCAGUGAGUCAAACUCAGUAGAAAUGAAUUGCAGUGGUGAUGUUCAUGUUGAUCAUCAGGUUUGUGGUGAAGAUGGUGGGGAAGUGGGUUUGGAGAGAGGGUCAGUGAAGAAGCUUGUGAGUUUCAUUGGAGAGAAGAUCUGGAGGGUCUGGGGUAUAUGAAAAUAUAGUGAUCUAUGAAUAGAAAGUGCUGAGUUUUUUUUUUUCCUUUUUCUGUUUCACCACAAAGAAGGAAUUGUUCUUUGUUCCACCAAUCCUCCCCCAUUUUUCUUCAUUAAGAUGGGUUUAGAGUUAUUAUUAGUAUGGCUUUUAAUUUUUAUCCAGGUAUUAAACUAAGAUCUAUGUGUUGAUCAGACAAAUACCAUGGAGUACUGUAUAUUCAGAUUCUGAUUAAUUACCAAAACCUUAACCAUCAGAGGUUUUUCUUUU